Linnemannia hyalina is the source of this 921-nucleotide messenger RNA. Lineage: Eukaryota; Fungi; Mortierellomycota; Mortierellomycetes; Mortierellales; Mortierellaceae. The record is from the annotation of a GenBank genome assembly.
AUGAACUCCGUACAGAAUAUCUUCUUUGGCAUUCGCGAAGUGCCCUGGUUUGAGGCUGCCGGAGACUUUUUGGUCUACAAAUGCCCUACAUGGAGCUGGGAGGGCGGUGAACCCAGCAAACGCCGUGACUAUUUGCUUCCCGACAAGCAAUUCUUGAUCACUCGCAACGUGCCUUGCUUGCGUCGUGUCAAGCAGAUGGAGUACACGGACGAGGAUGCAGAGACUCACAUCGAGGCUGACGGCGGAGAUUCCUGGGUCAUGUCCCACAGCUCUCGUGGCGCAGGCGGACCAAUUGAGGAGAUUGCAGGAAGCAUGGACGAGGACGAGGACGAGGAAGCAGAGGCCGAGGCCGAGGCCCAAGCCGCCAUCAAGGCCAUGGAGCGCUUGAAGCUGCAGGAUCAGUUGCAGGCUGCCGCAGAAGAAGACGAGGACGACGAGGAUAUUCCUGAUAUGGAUGAUAUCCCUGACAUGGACGACUAUGAUGACAUGGAGGAGGAGGCUGAUCCUGCGACUCUUGCACCUGCAGCACCUACUGCUGUCGACCCUGGUGACAAGAUCUUGAGCGUGCGCACCUACGAUGUGUUUAUUACCUACGACAAGUAUUACCAAACCCCGAGAAUGUGGCUCUUUGGCUAUGACGAGCACCGACGACCCCUCGUGUCGUCCCAAAUUUUUGAGGAUGUCUCGCAGGACUAUGCCAAGAAGACUGUCACCAUCGAGAGCCACCCACAUCUCAACAUGUCCCUUGCCAGCAUCCACCCUUGCCGGCACGGAGCCGUCAUGAAGAAGAUCAUCGAGAAGGUGGCGAACGAUGAGGGCAAGGAAGAGCCCGUCAGAGUCGAUCAGUAUCUCAUCAUUUUCUUGAAGUUCAUGUCCUCGGUGGUGCCCACUAUCGACUACGACAAUACCAUCUCUGCCUAA